Molecule: messenger RNA, 760 nt
Organism: Durio zibethinus
Lineage: Eukaryota; Viridiplantae; Streptophyta; Magnoliopsida; Malvales; Malvaceae
Source: RefSeq, a predicted model, not a curated record
GCAUUAUUAUAGAAAAAGACAUGGAAGAUGAAAUUAGCCAUGGAAAUGUGGCACAUGGGCAUAAAAGAGGAAGCCUCGACAGUCCAUGUGUAAAAAGUAGUGGUAGCAACAACAAUAAUCACAACAAUCUCAACAACAAUAAAGAACAAGAUCGUUUCCUCCCCAUAGCAAACGUUGGCAGAAUUAUGAAAAAAGUGAUUCCGAGCAAUGGGAAAAUAUCCAAAGAUGCAAAAGAAACUGUCCAAGAAUGUGUGUCAGAGUUCAUUAGCUUUGUCACUGGAGAGGCCUCAGACAAAUGCCAAAGAGAAAAGAGAAAGACCAUCAAUGGAGAUGAUAUCAUUUGGGCAAUCACUACCUUAGGUUUUGAGGAAUAUGUAGGACCUUUAAAAUUGUACCUAAGCAAAUAUAGAGAGAUUGAAGGAGAAAAGCUUAAUAUUCCAAAGCAGCAAAGAUCUGAGCCAAAGCAGCAACAGCAACAAGAACAACAACCUCAGCAACAAUCAGAUCAUGAACAAAAUAUACCUUUCAAUAGCAAUGUAUAUUCUUCAACAAAUUUAUUGUCACAUCACUCAUCUUUUUUGCCAUCUGAUCAACCAUUUUCCUUGCCUUUCUCAUCCAAUUCUAUUCAAAAGCAAUUACAAUAGCAAGACCAAAUUGAUUCCGUGGGGCAUUAGUAAGAACAACAGAAAACUUAUUUUCCAACUUUUUAGUUUACAAAAAAUAUUUUUCAUUGAAUUGUUAUUAAUUAAUUUCAUGUACA